Messenger RNA from Zasmidium cellare ATCC 36951, 402 nucleotides. RefSeq lists its product as uncharacterized. The transcript has a single exon. The record is from RefSeq and is a predicted model, not a curated record. NCBI's taxonomy places the organism in Eukaryota, Fungi, Ascomycota, Dothideomycetes, Mycosphaerellales, Mycosphaerellaceae. Bases 1 to 402 code for a protein of 133 amino acids.
AUGCGUGCAACAAUCCUCACGAUCGCCGCAAUGGCUAUGGUCUCAAGUGCCCACCCCGUCAAACGCCAGUCGUCGAGCAGCUGGAACACAGGAUCCGGACAAGGCUUUCAGGGCGGCAACACUGUCCAAGGAGCUACUGGCGCCCAGGGCCAAGGCAACGUCCCAGCUGGCCUUCAACCAGGAGCAGUCAACACCGGAGCCACUGGCGGAGCUGGUGGUAAUGCUGUCAUUGGAGGCGGCGCCAGCCUCAAUGGUGGAGUAGGAGAGGGUGUCGGCGUUGGUGUGUCGCUUGGCGGUGGCGCUGGUCUCCAGGGAGGCGCUGGUGCGAACUUGGGUGGCAGUGGUGGAGUGGGCGGAGGAGCUGGUGGAGGAGCUGGCGAACAGGGAGGAUGGGGCCGUUAA